UUUUUUUUUUUAAUUUAUAUUUGGUUGAAGAAGACAGAUGAGUGUAAAAAGAUGCCGACUUUAGCACACUGGAAUGAGCAUUACUGUUCUGGGUUUUUGGUCCAGUGACAUUGAUGAAUUCAGCUACAACCAUUUACACAAGUUCUUCAUCGUCCUGUCCUGCCUCAUAUCAGUCUCUGUAAACUUCAGCACUUUUCUAGUGAUUGGAAAAACGUCUCCGGUCACAUAUCAGGUUCUUGGACAUCUUAAGACAUGCCUGGUUCUAGCGUUUGGCUAUGUGUUGUUGAAAGACCCAUUCAACUGGCGCAACAUUCUCGGUAUUAUGGUGGCGGUGAUUGGAAUGGUUGUGUAUUCCUAUUUCUGCUCGAUUGAGACUCAGCAGAAGGCAAGUGAAACAUCUUCAACUCAGCUGCCUCAGCAAAUGAAACAGAGCGAGAAGGAUCCGCUAAUAGCAGUUGAAAAUGGAAGCGGAGUGUUAUCAGACGGUGGUGGUGGUGUGCAAAAGACGGCGGCUCAUCAGAGAAUUAGGGGAGACUGAAAGAAAACAACAGCUUUCCACACCGUAUGGGAAAAGGAAGAAAGCAGAGUGAGAGGGCGGACACAGCUUUGAUGAUCCAACUUUACUAUACAGAGCAGUUUUUUUUUUGUCAUAUUUGGAACUAGUGAUACAACUGUAUACCAAGGUUGUGGCUAUAUUCACCAAUACUGGAAUUUGGAUACUUGUGUUUGAUUUUCAUGCUCCUUUACAUGGAUUAUAUACACUCCUCACUUCUUGUU
Brassica napus (rape) is the source of this 777-nucleotide messenger RNA. RefSeq names its product UDP-xylose transporter 3. NCBI's taxonomy places the organism in Eukaryota, Viridiplantae, Streptophyta, Magnoliopsida, Brassicales, Brassicaceae. The record is from RefSeq and is a predicted model, not a curated record. The transcript is spliced from 4 exons. Gene Ontology annotation, molecular function: antiporter activity; UDP-xylose transmembrane transporter activity. Gene Ontology annotation, cellular component: membrane; Golgi apparatus. The coding region runs from base 74 to 538 and encodes 154 amino acids.